This is a messenger RNA of Pseudonaja textilis, 2991 nucleotides long. The record is from RefSeq and is a predicted model, not a curated record. NCBI's taxonomy places the organism in Eukaryota, Metazoa, Chordata, Lepidosauria, Squamata, Elapidae.
CACGGGAGGUUAAUGGCGUCGGCGGAGCCUCUUGUGCUGCUUGGAGGGUCGAAGCGGUUCCUGGGAGGUGAUGUGCCCCAGCCUGAACCCAGACUGAGGAAAGCUCAGGUGUUUUCCCUCCUGCACAGUCCUGUCCGGGUGGCAAAGUCAGAGCUGCAAACAGAAGACGAAGAGGAUGCCAAGAAGAGCACUCUGGACAACAGAGAAUGAGAAGCAGCCUUAAAAUGCAAACCAAGCCUUCAAUCAAGAUUUUUUUCCAUUUCCUCCAGAAAGUGUAAAACCUCUUCUCCUUCCUCAGCAGAUGAAAGACAAGGGAAAGAAUAACAAGAACAAAGUUUUGAGCUGGAAAAAGUAGAGUAUGUGCAACUGAAGCAAACAUUAUCUAAGAAGUCAAGGGGGAUAAUAUCAGAAAAACAAAAAAGUGGAAACAAUUGAAAGUCAGUGAAAAGAAAAGGUUCCUUGGAUAGCCAAAAUGGACAGGUAUUAAUGAAAAUCUUUGACAAAGGAAAGAAUGACUUGAAUAAAAGAACCUCCAAGUAAUAGAUCAGAAAUAUUUUUGGCUUCCUGAAGAGUUCAUGAAUAUCAGUGUGUGAAAAACCACACAGACUGCCUAUUGUGGGAAAAACACAGAUUGCAGAUCUUAGCUGAUGAAAACCCAUACAAAUAUUGCAAGCGCGGCAAGAGAUUUACUCAAAAAAUCUUCCUCAUGAUUCUUGGAAGGACCAAUACUAAAGACAAGCUCUAUCAGUACUCCCAAUGUGAUAAAGGAUUUAGCAUGCAGACCAAUCUGGUAAGACACAAGAGGACUCGCACUAAGAAGAAACCAUAUGAAUGUCCGGAUUGUGGGAAAAGCUUUGCACGGAAUUCUGAACUGGUGAUACACAAAAGGACUCACACGGGAGAGAAACCAUAUGAAUGUCCAGAGUGUGGGAAAAGUUUCACACGGAAUUCUGACCUGGUGAUACACAAGAGGAUUCACACAGGAGAGAAACCAUAUGAAUGUCUGGAUUGUGGAAAAAGCUUCACGCAGAAUUCUGACCUGGUGAUACAUAAAAGGACUCACACGGGAGAAAAACCAUAUGAGUGUCAAGAUUGUGGGAAAAGUUUCAGUCAGAAUUCCAAUCUGGUGGCACAUCAGAGGAUUCACACAGGACAAAAACCGUAUGAAUGUCCAGUUUGUGGGAAAGGUUUCUGUCAGAAUUCCACCCUGGUGGAUCAUCAGAGAACUCACACAGGAGAGAAACCAUAUAAGUGUUGCGAUUGUGGGAAGGGUUUCACUCACAAUUCUAGCCUGGUGGUACACAAGAGGACUCACACAGGAGAGAAACCAUACAAGUGUUGUGAUUGUGGGAGAAAUUUUAGUCAGAAUUCCAAGCUAGUGAUACACCAGAGGACUCACACAGGAGAGAAACCAUAUGAGUGUCCGGAUUGUGAGAAAAGUUUCAGUCAGAAUUCCAGCCUGGUGAUUCACCAGAGGACUCAUACGGGAGAGAAACCAUAUAAGUGUCCAGAUUGUGGGAAAAGUUUCAGUCAGAAUUCCAAUCUGGUGAGACAUCGGAGGACUCACACGGGAGAGAAACCAUAUGAAUGUUCAGAUUGUGGGAAAAGUUUCCAGGAUAAUUCCAACCUGGUGAAACAUCAGAGGACUCACACAGGAGAAAAACCAUAUAAGUGUCUUGAAUGUGGGAAAAGUUUCAGUCGGAAUUCCCAUUUGGUAAUACACUGGAGGACUCACACAGGAGAGAAACCCUAUGAAUGUCCAGAUUGUGGGAAAGAUUUCAGUACUAGGUCUAGCCUUAUAAAUCACGUAAGGUUGCACAUAGGGGAGUAACCAUUCAACUACCCAGGUUGCGGACAAACAUUGUUUUGGACAAAAUUCCUCCCUUACCCCACACAAGAAAUUGCACUUGAGGCAAAAUUUGAUGUCUGUAGAGGAAUCUGGAAUUUUGUUUCUUAUCUCUCGUUUGUAACCCAGCUGAGCAAUUUGCCAUUUAAUUUCUUGCAUGAUUCUUUUCAGUGAAAAUAUGCCCUGUAGCACUGCAUGGCACUGAAUGCUGGGUAGCAAAAACUGGGACCAAAGGCUAUCUCCAUGGCAUGGAAACGCCAAAUGCUCCGUUAGAUAUCGGGCAACUCCUUAACCACAGUACAAAUGACACUAUUCGACAGCAUUUUGGUGUGGCAGCAAUUAUAGAGAAGAUGAGAGAAGGCCGACCCUGCUGGUGUGGACAGGGACCAGCACCAUCCACCAUGGCCAAGACUUCCUACCAACUAGAGGUCAAUGGCUGGCAACCUCGUGGGCAUCCAAAACAGAGAUGGCACGACACCAUCAACAAAGAUGUGCAAACCUUGGGCCUGUGUCCUGAAGAUGCAGCUGACCGUACAAAAUGGCAUUCAGUGAUACGAAAAGCAAACCCUGCACCUGCAGGAAUAUGCUAGAAAGAAGGUGGGUUUUUUUAGAGAAAGAAGGUUCUUUUAGUGAAACAUCUUAGCAUCAAACAUGAGGGAUAGAAAGAUCAGAUAGGAUAAUCUGUAUUAUAUUUGCCACCUUGAGUUAUUUCUACAUAUAAAAAAAAGGGAUAUAAGUAUGUAUGUAUUUUUACUCAGUAACAAAAUGUAUAGAGCAACCCAACUCAUGUGACUUCACUUAGUUUACAGCAAUAAAACCUUAUUACAGAAACCAAUAAACUCCGUAUGUUGCAGGUGGCAAAAUGCAAAGUAUGCAUUUAAAAUGUACUUGCCCUGCAAACACAGGUCACUUCUAGUGAAGUUGAUGGCAUUUUGAUGACCUGGGAAUCCCGAAAAGGUGAUUCUUACUUUUGUUCAAUUUUGAACUUAACCAGGCUUCCUGCCUUUACUAAUUCUGUUCAUGUCAGGUGCCUUUCUUGCUCAAAACCGGUUAAUCUUUCUCCUUGCAAGGAGUCAAAUUGGGGAAGUUAACCACAGGAUCUGCGGCAUGUAAAUUUAAUAAAUAUAAACAAAAACCUGGCUCCA